AUGGUAUUGCCAUCAGAAAUAGAUUCGAUGUAUCGGAAACAUAAUCAAUCGGCACUCUCCGUCAAGUCUCAAAAUAAAGCUGUCGCCAAUUGGUUGCCUGACUCAAAUUCGCGUUAUGCCCAAGCGUAUAUUGAUUUUGUGAAAUACUUGCUUGGACGGAUCAAGCCAAAAUCACCUUACCCAGAAGGCCCUACCGCCAGUGAAUUAGAAAAGCUACCCGAUCUGUCUUAUGAAUAUAUCAUGAAUGAUCAGCGGGUCUUCAACAUCCCCUUACAAUCAGCUAGUCCAACUCACGAAGACCCUCGGAUCUCUCCUCGACAGAAGGACUGCUGGAUUCGCUACAAACAGCUGUUCUUGCUUGACUUGACAAUAUUUGGUAUUGAGCGUGCAACUUUGGCUAUGGAUCAAUCCGAAAAUAUUCCUUGGAACCAAACGGUCUUAUCAUUUAUAGUCAAGCAUUCUCAAGUGGCCCGAGCAAAUGGCGCAUUCUCCCAAUAUCUCAUUGACCCUAAACAUGAUGGGGAUAUGCUUGCUCUUGGACUCUUUGAACGUUGGAUGCGUGGACGUUGCCAGGAUAUUGGAAUAAAGACCAGAAAUCCCGCUUACCAAGCAAAAGAAAAAAAGAAAAAAGAUAAAGCCAAGGUCCGUAUGAGAUAUCACCCAGGUUUUCAAAUACAACAGAUUCAUGGACCUGAUCACUUCUAUCCACAAUUCCAGCUCCUCAAGUACCGACGAAACACAAUCAAAGAAUGCUUGAAGCUUGACCCCGAUGCCAUAAAUAGUAUACUUUCGGACUCAAAAUGCUGCUCUGAUACUGAAGAAGAUGAAACCAAACAACCGCGUGCAGUUGGGAUUCAUUGGAGGAGCACAGAGUACACUGCAGUCUUACAUCUGAUUGAUAAGCUUUCCUACAAAUACCAGAAGGAUUUGCGUGGUGCGCGAUGGGCUGCACGUCGCUUUGAUGCAAGAAGAAAACCAGCGAUUCGAGUGCAAGGCAUGAAAUGUGUCAAGAAAGGAUUACCAGAGAAUUUCUAUUCUCCGACUUUUCUCUCGCAACUUACACUGACAGAGAGAUCCUGUCUCACCAAUAUACCCCCGUCUGAGGCUCUAGAGACACUGAAGCUCAAAAUUUGUGCAAGUUUACCAUAG
Messenger RNA from Melampsora larici-populina 98AG31, 1149 nucleotides. RefSeq lists its product as uncharacterized. Lineage: Eukaryota; Fungi; Basidiomycota; Pucciniomycetes; Pucciniales; Melampsoraceae. Bases 1 to 1149 code for a protein of 382 amino acids. The transcript has 2 exons. The record is from RefSeq and is a predicted model, not a curated record.